Arabidopsis thaliana (thale cress) is the source of this 1780-nucleotide messenger RNA. Its product is annotated as coiled-coil protein. NCBI's taxonomy places the organism in Eukaryota, Viridiplantae, Streptophyta, Magnoliopsida, Brassicales, Brassicaceae. The record is from RefSeq and is marked reviewed. The transcript is spliced from 2 exons. Bases 88 to 1020 code for a protein of 310 amino acids.
GGCAAAGUCUUGUCACGUGACCAGCACAUGAACGAGACGAUUUACAUCUUUCUUUAGUCAGUCGGUCGAGUCCGAGAGAGGAGAACAAUGGAAGAGAAGAAGAAGACGAUGGAGAUGGAAGCAACAACAAUGAAAGGCACGGCGGCGGAAGAUAUAACGGAGAGACUCUCUUCUCUCGACAAUCUCUAUUUUCCACGCGCCGUCCAAUUAACCGCUGCAUCUUCCGACCAACGCAAAUCCAUCCUCCUCGACCUCCUCCGUCGUGAUCCCGCCGUUUUUCUAGAGAGAUAUGGAUCGGAGCUACUAGUAGAUGAAUUGCUUGAGUUUGAUGCUAUGAAACAUGACUACGAGGUUGAUUGGCAUUUGAAAAACCUGCGGAAGAAGAUAAGUCCGACUUCAGAAGAGAUUAAAUCGAGGUCUGUAGCUGUGAGGAAUAGGAGAUUGGCUUAUUUGAAUAAGCUUGUAUCCGAGGGACAGUAUUUCUCAGAGGAUGCUAUGAGAGAUAGAGAGCCGUAUCUACAUCAUGAGUAUGUUGGGAAGUUUCAGGAUGUGAUGGGAAGGAACAUGGCUAGGCCUGGAGAACGUUGGUCUGAGACUUUGAUGAGACGGGCUGAGGAAGCGGUGUUGGUUACUCGUAUUAGAGAGGAGCAGCAGAGGUUAGGUGUUUCAGAGAGUGAUUGGGUUGGUAAUGAGAAGAUGGAGGAAUCAGAAGAAGAGGAAGAGGAGGAAUCAGAAGAGGAGGAAGAAGAAGAAGAUGAAGAAGCGAAGAAUCCUACAGAAGCUAGCUCUUCAAGUCUGAAUGGUAAAGAACAGAAAGAGAAGGCAACAACAGUCUUACCGCCAGAGGAGAUGCAAGAUAUGAUGGAUCAGUUCACAUCAAUCAUGGAACAGAAGUUCUUAUCGGGAGAAGAUCAUCAACAUUUGGAUUACGCAAAGAUAGACAAUGACGAGACUCUUGAUGAUCAUUGGCUUCGAGAGAUUGGCCGUGACGCUGAAGAUAAGUACUUUGAUGAAGACUAAUUGGAUAUGUAAGAUAUGAUCUCUCCUCUCUCUCUCUCUCGUUACCUGCAGAGUUAUAUAUAUCAUAUGAUAGAGAGUGCUAUCAUCGGAUUACAAGUCCAAACACCAACACAACGUCAUGUUAAGUUUUGGUUGAGAGAUUAUUCAUCAAAUCUCUAUGUACACUAAUAGAAUUGGUUCAAAUUAUAUGGCCCAGAAUAGUAAAGCGGUGCGAUGAUAAGAAUUGUUUUUUGGGCAAAUAUAAUCAUGAAAUAGUAAAGGGAAAACCAAAAUUCCAAUAUUCUUUUUUGGAAGUUUGAACAUAGACAUGAACUAAGUUUUUCUUCCAUUAUAAUACACAAAUUUUUAAGGUGUACCAUUAACAUAAACGUAUGUGGCUAGGUGUAGAAGAUAGAUCACUUGUGCAAGCAUAUAUAACUCAUGGUAACUCAUGUUACCAAUCACACCCAUAGUAUGGAGGAUAAGUGCACACACAGAGUUAAAAGGAAAAAAAAAACCAUGAACAUAAACUUGCGAGUUAAGCGCAAUUAUAGAGUACAAUACAGUACUAAUCCGAGGUCGAAUCUGCGGUUAUACAACAGAUUAACCUCUUCUCCGUAUUUCCGGGAUUCUCUAUACCAUGCCAUUUUUCUUUUUUUAGAUAUGGACAACGUCCCACUAUCACGCUCAUCUAGAUUGUGCCAGGGGAAGUGUCAUCUUCCGUGAGAAAUUUCUUUUUGGUAUCAACUCUUGAGUUUCAUACAAAUGAUUCUUGUCUGAA